Molecule: messenger RNA, 5476 nt
Organism: Lates calcarifer (barramundi perch)
Lineage: Eukaryota; Metazoa; Chordata; Actinopteri; Centropomidae
Gene: sardh
Product: sarcosine dehydrogenase
Exons: 22
Coding region: 215-2965 (916 amino acids)
Cellular component (GO): mitochondrion
Molecular function (GO): protein binding; oxidoreductase activity
Source: RefSeq, a predicted model, not a curated record
GAGACAGGAACCACAAAUGAAGUCCGCGCUAUCUGACAGCUCCUGUGCCGCACUUUACAGCUCCGUCUCUCUCCGGCGUCCAGUUCGGCCAUUUUCUCCGAUUCUUUGAAUCCUUCUCGCUUCUUUUUUUCCCCACUCCACUUUUUUUGUGUGUUUUUAAUUUUGCAUCGAGUGUAGCCGGGACGGUCUGUGACAGGCGGAACCGAGCGGGACCAUGGCCUUCCUAGGGAGCGCAGCUCGGCGGGUGGCGUUGGCAGUGCAACCUCCUCUCUCCCCUUUGUGCCGCAUAAGUGCUCGGUCCUACAGCUCAGAGCAGACCACGGAAAAAAGUGUCCCCUACAAGAAGACACUCAAACAGGAGGAUGGAGCUUCCUCUGGACCCACUAAACCUUUGCCCAGGUCAGCGGAUGUGGUGGUGAUCGGAGGAGGCAGUCUGGGCUGUCAGACCAUCUACCACCUGGCUAAAAUGGGCUUGACCAACGCAGUUCUCCUUGAGAGAGACAGGCUGACUGCUGGCACCACCUGGCACACUGCAGGUCUGCUGUGGCAGCUCCGUCCCAGUGAUGUUGAGGUGGAGCUCUUGGCCCACACCAGGAACGUGAUCAGCAAAGACCUAGAGCAGGAGACCGGUCUCCACACAGGCUGGAUCCAGAAUGGAGGACUCUUCAUUGCCUCCAACAAGCAGAGACUGGACGAGUACAAGCGCCUCAUGUCGCUGGGUAAAGUUUACGGUAUUGAGUCCCAUGUGCUGUCACCUGCGGAGACCAAGGACCUGUAUCCUCUGAUGAACGUUGAUGAUCUGUAUGGAACCCUGUAUGUACCAAAGGAUGGCACCAUGGACCCAGCAGGCACCUGUACCACCCUGUCCAGAGCUGCCUCCGCCAGGGGAGCCACGGUGAUCGAGAACUGUCCUGUGACUGGUAUUAAAGUGCGGACAGAUGACCUCGGGGUGAAGAGGGUGAAGGCAGUGGAAACCCCUCAUGGGACAAUUGAAACUCCUUGUGUAGUGAACUGUGCAGGUGUGUGGGCCACCAAGCUGGGGGAAAUGGCCGGAGUCAAGGUGCCUCUCAUAGCCAUGCAUCAUGCCUACGUGGUGACAGAGAGAAUUGAAGGCAUACAGAACAUGCCAAAUGUCAGGGACCAUGAUGCAUCAGUGUACCUGCGCCUCCAAGGUGAUGCCCUGUCUGUGGGUGGCUAUGAACAGAACCCCAUCUUCUGGGAUGAAGUGUCUGAUAAGUUUGCCUUCAGCUUGUUUGACCUGGACUGGGAUGUAUUCAUGCAACAUAUUGAGGGUGCAAUCAACAGAGUCCCUAAUCUGGAGCAGACUGGCAUCAAGUCCACUGUCUGUGGACCAGAAUCAUUCACUGCAGACCAUAAGCCGCUGAUGGGAGAAGCGCCAGAGGUCAGAGGUUUCUUCCUGGGAUGUGGCUUCAACAGCGCCGGUAUGAUGCUGGGAGGUGGUUGUGGUAGAGAGCUGGCUCACUGGAUCAUACACGGCCGCCCUGAAAAGGAUAUGUAUGGAUAUGACAUCAGGCGAUUCCAUAACUCGCUGACAGACAACAAACGCUGGAUCAGAGAGAGGAGCCACGAGUCGUAUGCUAAAAACUACUCUGUGGUGUUCCCCUUUGAUGAGCCUCUGGCCAGCCGCAACAUGAGGAAGGACCCUUUCCAUCAGGUGCUGACGGAGCAGGGCUGUGUAUUCCAGGAGAGACAUGGCUGGGAGAGACCUGGUUGGUUCAACAAAGAUGGGCCUGCACCUGUUAAAGACUAUGAUUACUAUGGAGCUUAUGACAUUAAGAAGAAUGUGAACUACAAGUACAACGAAUUGCUGGGGAAAGAGUACACCUUUGACUUCCCUCCACAUCAUGACAUGAUUAAGAGCGAGUGCCUUUCAUGUAGACACGAUGUGGCCGUGUUUGACAUGUCCUACUUUGGAAAGUUCUAUCUCACUGGACCAGAUGCCAAGAAGGCAGCUGAUUGGCUGUUUACUGCUGAUGUCAACAAGAAGCCAGGCUCCACUGUGUAUACCUGCAUGCUGAAUAAAAGAGGAGGGGCGGAGGCCGACCUGACAGUGAGCAGACUGGAGCCUGGUGCUGCCAACCUGCCCCUGGCACCAGAAUCCAACGGCGAUGCGUACUACCUGGCCAUCGGAGGCGGUGUAGCAGAACACAACUGGAACCACAUCCGAACAGUUCUUCAGGACCAAGGGUUCCGCUGCCAGCUGACAGACCAUUCUGAGGACAUGGGGAUGAUCAGCAUCCAAGGGCCAAAGAGUCGGGAGGUACUCCAGGAGGUGCUGGACACAGACUUGAGCAACGAAAGUUUCCCUUUCUCUACCCACAAAGUUGUCAGUGCAGCAGGACAUCAGGUGCGAGCCAUGCGUCUGUCAUUUGUCGGAGAGCUCGGCUGGGAGCUGCACAUUCCCAAAGACUCCUGCCUCCCAGUCUACCACGCUGUCAUGGCUGCCGGUGCAAAGCACGGCAUCAUCAACUCAGGCUACAGGGCCAUCGACUCACUCAGCAUAGAGAAAGGGUACAGACAUUGGCACGCUGACCUCCGCCCAGAUGACACACCCUUGGAGGCGGGGCUAGCCUUCACCUGCAAACUGAAGAGUUCAAUCCCGUUCCAGGGUCGCGAUAGGCUGGAGAAACAGAAGGAGGAGGGGCUGAGGAGGCGUAUUGUCUGCUUCACCAUUGAUGAGAAAGUACCGAUGUUCGGUCUGGAGGCCAUUUUCCGUAAUGGAGUUCCUGUUGGUCACCUACGGCGUGCUGAUUACGGAUUCUUCAUCGACAAAACUAUUGGUUAUGGAUAUAUCCGCAACCCUGAUGGAGGAGUGGUGAGUGCCGAUUUCAUUAAGAGUGGCGAGUUUACCCUGGAGAGGAUGGGAGUGACAUACAAGGCCAAGGCCCACCUCAAAUCUCCAUUUGACCCUGAGAAUAAACGUGUCAAGGGCAUCUAUGCUUGAGAAGGACGGUAAAUGUAAAAACCAAAUCAAAACACACCCUGGUUGGAUAGUGAGGCUGAGGGAGGUGCAGCUGAUUUUCUUUUUUUACGCACAGGUGCAUCUAUUUUAGUCUUUACUUUCUCUGUCAAAUACUAGGUAUCUCAAAUGUUGAUCUUUUUAUUCAGAUUACAUCUGCAAUUUGAAAGAACUGCAGUGGCUGUGGUGGAACAUAUACCCAUUGUAAAACAGCCUUUUAUGGACAAUCUAAAAUCUGUACCCAGAUGUUAGAGGUGCUGAGCUGAGUCGGUUAUUGAUGUUUUGUUGCUGUUGGUGCUUCAAGUUCACGUUUUUAUGCCCACUCUGUACUUGAGAGUGUGUUGUGAAUGCUCUUGUGUGACUAGUAUUACUAUGAAGACAAAUCCAAGAGGUAAAUCUCCACUAAUCAACGAAGUUUUAAUGAAGCACUAGCAGCCAGCAUAGCAGUGAACCUGAUUCAUUACCAUGAUUAUAGGUAUGACAGUAAUGUUUUAUAUGAAUCACAGAUAACUGUUGCCUUUGUGACUAAAGCACUUCUAAUAGGGGUAAAAGUAAUGGUUCCAGAUAUGUGUGUGUAUGUGUGUGUGCGUGCGCGCUUUUACUCAAAUUAAAUAUGAUCAAUUCUUAAUUAGUGGCCAGAGCAUUUGUGUACUUUAGCUGAACAGAAAACUAACUUAAUUCUAAUUUUGCUGUCAGAUCACAAUAUAUUUUAAAAUAUAUAAUAUAAUGUAGUGCUUGUCCUAGGAGGCCACAGAGUGCUAUAUGAGGGAAUACAAACUCAAACUCAUCUCAAACUACACAGGUGCCCUACAGGCAGUUGGAGUAACAUUACAGUGACUGAUGUUUGUGCUGAUAAUAAUGACUAAACAGAGUUUUACUUGCUCAUGUGGUAUCUAAAUCUGAAGCAGACAGCCUGAGUGUUGAUCAGAGUUGGAGGAAAAGGGAGAAAGAAACACCCCAAGGCACAAUGUACCAGCAAGAGACAAAAAUACUGAACAAUGACAGAAAAAGACAACAGUUAUCAGAAACCAGCUGCUAACAGAUACAACCCCUCCAUUUCCUGAUCUGUCCCCUGUGUUACCGUGCUCUGCAGUGUUAAUCUGCUUUUGCUGCUGUUUGCAAACUUAAUGCUCUUAGUUUUGUUUUUUAAACAGGUACAUUGUUCUUUAAUGAGGCUAUCUGCUGACAAUUCAUAUGUGCGUAAGAGCUCCCAUUUGUCUUGUUUCGCUGUUGAAUCAAACACAACAUUUUGUGCAGGCUGCCUCACAAUAAAGCAGUUCAGCGGGCAAUAUCACAUCUCCUUUUUUCUAGGAGAACCUUAACUGUGAAGCGUUUGCAGGAAGCGCCACCUGAGCCUUAUUAAUAAAUAUUCAAUUCAAAAUAUGAACCUCUGUGCAGUGGAGUAGCGAGUAGCAUAGUGGGACUGUACUGCAGGGCUCAUGUAAUAACACUGUGGAAAAUCAACUGCUAAUUGUGCCGAAUCAACUACCUGAGUCAGUGGAGAAGCCUUUGAGUCUUCACAUUUGAAAUCUAUGGUGCCUGUACACAUAUACUGUGUAUAUAUACAGAAAGAACUGCAAUUAAGUUAGCUAGCUAUGAAGCUGCUGGUUUCUGUGGUCCGGGUCUGAAUGAUAAUGUCGUACUUUGCUUUCAGUCUUAACAGAAAAAAGUGUGACUUAAACAGCAAAAAGAGAAAUCACUACUUUAACUCCCUGAUAAGUGAUUCAUGUAUGAAAUACAGGUGCUGGUCUGUACACUAAUUGAAGAUGUUUUGUUAAUUUUGUGUGUACAAACAUUGUUUCCAAGUCAACUACAAAACGCAGGUAUAUAGUUUUUGUUUUGCCACCUUGCCACUUGAUUAUGGAUGAUCUUUUCCAUCUUUGUUUACAGCCACUUACAUUAACGCUGUUGAGGCCAAACAGAAACCAAAGCUCACCACACGCACUAUGCAAACAGCAGCCAAAAAAAAAGCAGGUCGAAGUAGAGGAAGGCAUUUGUAUGUAUAAACUACUACUUUCCUCUCAGAUGUGUGUCGCUGCAUGUUCAGCACAAAAUGUUUACUAAUGUGGAGUGAUUCAUUGAUUCAGCCCAGAAGGCCAUUAAUCAUUGAAAUGGUUGUUCUCAGGAGUAGCUUAGCUUGAUAACAAGAUUUAUAUGGGAAAUGUGAAACACUAUCACUACUGGUCUUCUACCACAGUGGCUCCAGAGGUUUUUUUUUAAAAAUUCAUUUUAUAUCAUUUCUCUCCUUCCCGGAGUGUGACGUGACUAUUGCAAAGCCUUGGUGAUUAUAAAAGCAGGUGGAAGGCAAAAAAUAUUAAUUUCUCAUGCUGAGCUUUUAAAUAUGUUUCAAAAAAAUUGUGCAUCUCUGUUACUUUUGUUUAACAUUUUGACAAGUUUAAAGAACAAAAAAGAUCAAAUUAUGAACCUAAUGUUAGUAGACUCAUUUAUUCUGUCCAAAGCGAUUCAUGUUUUAAUAAAUGCCUUUUUAACUGCCAA